Messenger RNA from Talaromyces atroroseus, 4335 nucleotides. RefSeq names its product DNA-directed RNA polymerase III subunit RPC1. The record is from RefSeq and is a predicted model, not a curated record. Gene Ontology annotation, biological process: DNA-templated transcription. The transcript has 4 exons. Gene Ontology annotation, molecular function: DNA binding; DNA-directed RNA polymerase activity. The coding region runs from base 1 to 4335 and encodes 1444 amino acids. Lineage: Eukaryota; Fungi; Ascomycota; Eurotiomycetes; Eurotiales; Trichocomaceae.
AUGGAGUCGAUGGAAGUAAAAGUAAACCUGGGCAAGACCCAGGUCAUUGAUAAUGUGCCCAAGGUCAUCAAGGAAUUGAAAUUCGGAGCACUGUCGAAUGAUGAUAUUAUCAGCCAAGCCGUCGUUGAAGUCUCAGAUCGGAGAUUUUACGAUCUCGAGCGAAACCGUGUAGUACAAGAAAAUGGACCGUUGGAUCGAAGAAUGGGCAUCAGCGGCAAGACCGAGACUUGCCUCACGUGCAAUCUGGGACAUAAAGAUUGCAACGGUCACUUUGGCCAUGUGAGAUUAGUGCUUCCAGCUUUCCACAUUGGGUACUUCAAACGUGUCAUCGGUAUAUUACAAGUCAUCUGCAAAGAAUGUUCGGCCAUACUACUCCCCGAGGCCGAGCGCCGUGCCUUCUUGAAGGAGAUGCGGCGAGUACGGAAGGACAAUUUGCGACGCCUACAGAUUGCGAAACGGGUUGUCGAGCGUUGUAAGAAGAGCCGGGAUUGUACUGUAUGUGGUGCUGUCAAUGGUGUGGUGAAAAAAGCCGGCACAAGUGCAUUGAAAAUCGUUCAUGAAAAGUUUCGCUAUUUCAACCAGUCAGCCUCAACAAAAAAGGUCCCCCCAAUCAGCAAGGUGGUGUUCGAUGCAUCGUUAGAAGAAGCCAGAGCUACAAAUCCCGACGUGGACCGAUUCUACAAGAAAGCCCAGGAUGAUUUGAAUGCACUUCGAGUUCUGAAUUUGUUCAAAAAGAUAUUAGACUCGGAUUGUGAACUCUUGGGUCUCGAUCCUACAGAAGUCAGGCCGGAAACUUUUCUCUGGCAGUUUAUUCCUGCUCCUCCGAAUUGUAUUCGUCCCUCAGUCAGCCAAGAUGGAGCGUCCAACGAAGAUGACCUGACCGCCAAGCUCGGUGAUAUCGUGCAAAGCAAUAUCACUCUCAAAAACAACUUGAGGAAAGGAGCACCGAUCGGCACAAUAGUGGAAUGCUGGGAUUACAUGCAGUUACAAAUAGCUAUCUACAUCAAUGGUGACGUCCCUGGCCUAAAAGGAGAGGCUGGGAAACCAACUCGCUCUUUAGUCUCUCGCUUGAAAGGUAAACAGGGCAGAUUCCGAGGCAAUCUGUCGGGAAAGCGUGUGGACUUUUCAGGACGUACUGUUAUCUCUCCAGACCCGAACUUGCGAAUCGACGAGGUGGCAGUUCCCGAGCUAGUUGCGAAGAACAUGACAUAUCCAGAAGUGGUUACUCGAUAUAAUAAGGAGUGGUUACAACAGUUAGUGCGUAAUGGACGAACUAAAUGGCCCGGCGCAAACAUGAUCCUUAAAAAGGGCAACCCAUUUAAGACGAUGUUGAAGUUCGGAAAUCUUGAUCUGCUAGCCGACCGCCUGGAAAUCGGAGACGUCGUGGUGCGCCAUCUUGUUGACGGCGAUAUUGCGCUUUACAACCGACAGCCGUCGCUUCACAAGCUUAGUAUUCUUUCACAUUUUGUCAAGGUCCGUCCUUAUAGGACUUUCCGCAUGAAUGAGUGUGUUUGCAAUCCAUACAAUGCCGAUUUUGAUGGAGACGAAAUGAACUUGCAUAUUCCUCAAACCGAGGAAGCCCGUACCGAGGCGAUGGAGUUGAUGGGAGUAAAGAAUAAUCUGGUCACGCCUAAGAACGGAGAGCCGAUCAUUGGUGCCAUUCAGGAUUUCAUCAGUGCGGCCUACAUGUUGAGUAGCAAGGACAACUUUUUCGAUCGAAGAUCCUUUACUCAGAUCUGUCUAUAUAUGCUCGGACCUGACACGAAAUUCGACCUUCCUCCUCCCUCUGUCCUUAAACCUCAGAUGCUGUGGACUGGGAAACAGGUCUUCAAUAUUCUUAUGCGACCUAACAAGGACGAUCCGGUGAAGGUUAAUAUUGAUGCAGCUUGCCGAGAGUUUAAGAUGCCCAAGGAUGGUCGACCAAAGGAUUUGGAUCCCAAUGAUGGAUGGCUUGUCAUCCGCAAUUCUGAGAUCAUGUGCGGUGUCAUGGACAAAAGUACAAUUGGAUCUGGAAAGAAAGAAAACGUCUUCUACAUCAUGUUGAGAGAUUUUGGACCACCUGCUGCAGCCGAAGGAAUGAAUAGGUUGUCCAAGCUUUGUGCUCGUUGGUUUUCCAACGUGGGAUUCUCAAUUGGUAUCACAGAUGUGUAUCCGAGCGAAAAGUUGAUCCAAUCGAAGAACGCCUUGGUUGAAAAGGCCUACGCUGACUGUGAUGAUAUCAUUGCCAAGUACAAAGCAGGGAAACUAGAGAAACUCCCAGGCUCUGACGAGCUCGAGACCAUGGAGAGCUCGGUUUCUGGCAUUCUUUCCAAGGUCCGUCAAGCUGCUGGAGAAGAGUGUAUUGCGCAGCUUAGUAAAUACAACGCUCCUCUUAUCAUGGCCACGUCUGGAUCUAAAGGUUCCAGCAUCAACGUUUCACAGAUGGUUGCUGUCGUGGGUCAGCAAAUUAUCAGCAGUCAGCGUGUGCAAGAUGGGUUCCAAGAUCGAACAUUACCGCAUUUCCCUAAGAAUGCCAGACACCCGCCUUCCAAGGGUUUCGUGCGGAAUAGUUUCUUUUCCAGUUUGACUCCAACUGAGUUUUUCUUCCACGCAAUGUCUGGACGUGAAGGUUUGAUUGAUACUGCUGUUAAGACUGCAGAGACAGGUUACAUGUCCCGUCGUCUGAUGAAAUCUCUUGAAGAUCUGUCUGCCAAGUACGAUGGGACUGUCCGGACAUCAUCAGCUAGCAUCGUUCAGUUCACUUACGGUGGUGACAACUUGGACCCGGUAGAUAUGGAAGGAAAGGCCAAGCCUGUCCAUUUCGACCGUACAUAUAACCACGCCGUGGCAAUUACGCAUAACAACAACGAGAGGGGUCUGUCGCCCUCGGAAAUGAGAACUGUCACGGAAGAAAUAUUGUCCAAGGAACGAGCCAGAUUUGUUCGCAAGGGUCUUUUUGGCGAGGAUCUCCCAUAUGAGGACGAUAGCGAGUACGGCAUUGACCAGCAUGGAAGCGCACGUGGUUUUAUUGAGUCUAUCAAGGAAUAUGUAGACAACAAAGCAGAUGAGUUGGCCAGAGCAGGAGGCAGCUCUGGAUCAAAUGAGAAAGGGCGGAAAGCUCUAGAUCAUGUGAACAAACUCUCGGAGCGAUCUUUGAGAUGCUUUAUACUGUCUUGUCUUUCCAAAUAUGAAAAAGCCAAGGUUGAGCCGGGUCAUGCUGUAGGUGCAGUUGGAGCGCAGUCAAUUGGAGAGCCUGGAACGCAGAUGACUUUGAAGACUUUCCAUUUUGCUGGUGUCGGAAACUUGGCGCUCACCCAGGGUGUGCCGCGUAUCAAGGAAAUUAUCAACGCUUCGAAAGAGAUCAGUACGCCACUUAUUGCCUGUCGACUCGUGGACAAUAGAAACGUGGUCACUGCUCGAAUCGUUAAGGGCAGAAUAGAGAAAACAUUUUUGCGCGAUAUCAUUCAUGAUAUAGAGGAGAAUUGGUCGAGCAAUGACGCGUACAUUUCGGUCAAGAUCAAUUGGCAAACAAUUAAAAACCUUGAACUCGAGCUCAACAUUCAGCAAAUACUCAACGCUAUUCAAUCUCAUCGACGCUUCAAAGCCGAUGAUCUCAAGUUUACUACGUACAGAUCGCAUAUUCACAUACACAUGGACACCAGUCCGAGCAGCAAAGCCAACUUGAGCAAAACCGAUAUCGCCUUGACUAGUGCCGACCCUUACCUUCGCCUGAGACACCUUAAGCAAAUGCUUCCUGAUAUUCAAGUACUAGGCCACCCGCAGGCUAGACGAGCUAUUAUCCACUCGGAGAACGGUGUCAAUAAGCUUCUCGUGGAAGGUUACGGAUUGAAACAGUGCAUGACGACUGACGGAGUUGACGGAUUUCACACGAAAACAAACAAUAUCAUGGAGGCGCGGGCGGUGUUGGGUAUUGAAGCGGCGCGCCAAACUAUUAUCGACGAAAUGUGUGAAGUCAUGAAGGACAUGGACAUUGAUCCGCGACAUAUGCAUCUUUUGUCCGAUAUCAUGACUACUACCGGCGAAAUUCUUGGCAUCACUCGUUUCGGAAUGUCCAAAAUGCGUGACUCCGUGCUCCAACUCGCCUCAUUCGAGAAGACAGCUGACCAUCUGUUCGAUGCGGGCGGCACGGGGCGCACAGAUCGCGUGGAGGGAGUAUCGGAAUGCAUCAUUAUGGGCAAGACGGUAUCUCUAGGAACGGGGGCUAUGGAAGUUGUGCGCAAGCUCAACUUUUACGAGGGGCAUACGGGAGCGAAGAAGACGGUGUUUGAGGAUGCUUGGUCUGAGGUUAAUGGCGGGGAUUCUGCAUUGACUACUAGGAGGCAGAGGAGGAGAUGA